UGAGGUGGGUGCAAGGAUGAAAUGCAGGGAGCUUUUUUGGGAAAAAGGCCAGGGCCUGCACACCUGUGGCAAGAAAGGGCAGCAGGAGCUAUUUCACCUGUGUGGAGAUUCCCCUUAGCUUAAAGUCUGCUAAAUGGGAGCUGCUGCCAGGUGGGCAAGGGGCACUCCUGGACAGCCCCAGGGCAAGUGUGCCUGUCAGUGAGCACUUUGUAACCGCAGAGGGACACAGGGCAGCGGGGCCUCCCUCAUCUUGUUUUCUGUGGAUUGCUCUGGUGGCUCAGCGACAUUUUUUCCCCAUUCCAGUGCCCGUGGUAAACAGUGGGAAUGUCCAGGGCUGGGGGCCGGCCCUCCCUGCCCAGCCCAGCGUCCAUAGCAACAGUGGCUUCAAACACUGCAGCCACCGCCGCUGCCACCAGCAGGUCUGUGCACACUUCCAGCCGGUCCCGGGGUGCCAGCCCCGCGGGGGGAUCCCCUCUGCCUGUCAGGGUGCCCCCCCGAGUGACUCCCUGCUGGACAUGGGCACCUUCCUCUGCCCCCGCUGCCGCUUGGCGUUCAGAUCCCGGCCGCUGCUGCAGGUGCACAUGGAGAAGCUGUGCCUCGGGCCCACGGCACCCAGCAGCUCCUGCCUCCACGGGGGGGACCCUCUGCCUGUGGAGGGAGCACAGAGCACGGCAAGGAAACCACAGGACAUCUCGGUAGUGUGGAGCUGGGUCGGGCAUAGAAUGGGGAUGGGGACAAGUGCUGGGCUGGGGAAUUGGGUAUCACAGCCUGGCUCCAGCUUGGUCUGGGCUGGGCAGGCCUCCAUCUUCCCACCCCUGCACCACACAGGCAGCCCUUGGUGCUUAUUUUGCCAAAACCAGAAAAGGAUAUUUUGGGGGUGGGGGGGGAUGGGGGAGGUGGGAGCGUCACCCUUUUCUUCCCUUUGUGUCUGCGAGGUUGGGAUGUCCCAAAGUACGGACGACGCUGAGGCACGCCAUCACUCUGUGCCUCGUGGGGUCCCAGCAGCUGUGCGGGGACAGCAGGGACCAGGGCGGGCGCGGGGAGCUCCCCUGGGGGACGUGCUGACCCCCCGCGAGAGGGCCCUGCUCCGCACGGCCGACCCCCCUUCUAGGAGGGUGCCAGUGGAGGGAGAACCCCCCCGGCAGCCGCCGCAGGAGCUGCUGGAGGCCCACGAACGCCAGGUGGCCGAGAUCCGGGCCAGGACCCGGCAGCUGGAGCUGCAGAGAGAGGGUAGGCCCUGCAAAUGGUUUUGGGGCGAUGGGGAGGCGCGUGUGGGAUGCAGUAACCCCCCGAGAGUGGGGCUGUGGGGCCGCGCUGAGCCCCCCGCCCCUCACGGUCCUGCAGGGCUGUGCCGGCGGCUGGCGGCGCUGGGGGCCGGGGCACCUCUGGGCCCCCAGCCCGAGCACGGGGAGCCCGAGCCGAGCCAAGGCCUGCAGGACCAGGCCAGACAGGUCCCAACAGCACAGCACAGGGCCACCCUCCACCUCGACACCCUCCUGCCGCCCGCAGGGCCGCUGGCGGCCGAGGCCAGGGCGCUGCGAGUGUCCUACCUGCGCUCUGGGGGACACGACCCGGCCAUCCUGGACCAGCUUCUGCACCUCCAGCUGGAGGCCAUGGUGCUGGAGAAAGGAACCGCGGGGCUGCGCAGGGCCAGGCGGAUGGCAGAGCCCCCGGGCACUGGCACUCAUGGUCUGGAUGCGGCGCUGCUGGCCGUGGAGCUGGAGAACCGGCGUCUGGAGGAUGAGCUGCUGGCACUGAAGGUCAGAAGGGAAAGGAGAGUGGAUGCUGGCUCACGGGCAGCCCAGCGGCACACGGAGGAGCUGGCCCGGCUCCAGGCAGAGGUGGGAAUGCUGCGAUGCCAUGCGGAGCAGACAAGGCCAUGGCUGCACCCCCCUGUCUUCCCACACCCCAUAGCCCCCCUACUGCCACCAGCCCUUGCCGUGCCAGAACUUCUCAUGGAGUCCCCCGGGCCAGCACUGGGGCCUGGCAGACCUACAGCCCACGUGCCCCCCGGACUCCCCCUCACCCCCUUUGUGGCCCUGGAGGACCCUCCUCCUGCUCAGGAGCCCCCAGCACAAGACAGAGCUCCCCGAAGGUGAGCCAGGACCAGGCCAUGGCCCCUGGACUGCCCUGCCACCCCCUCCACCAGCAAACAGGGGCUCCAGGAACUGCUGGGAUGGGUGGAAUGGUACAGGACCACUGCUGGGACCAAAGAGGCUCUGGGCAUUGCAGCAGGAAAAGGACAGGCAAAGCCCCAAGCCAGCAGCAAACUGAGUGACACAGCUCAGCCUCCACCUCAGGACAGAGCCCACAGCCAGAGUGGCUCAACCACUCCUGCUCACAAUGGUGGUUUGGGGACAGGCAGGGGGCACGGAGGGGCACAAUAAAUUCCCUGCCCUCAGGCAUAUCCCCACAUCCAGCCCUCUAGGGAAAGCCUAACCCAGGGCAUGCACAGCCCAGCCCUGGGAACCAGCAAAAACCAGAGCCAGCUUUCUGAAGUGUCAGAAGCCCUGUGCUACAUGUUAAAUAAAAGAUUUCAGCUCA
Passer montanus (Eurasian tree sparrow) is the source of this 2544-nucleotide messenger RNA. RefSeq names its product coiled-coil domain containing 17 (gene CCDC17). The transcript has 7 exons. NCBI's taxonomy places the organism in Eukaryota, Metazoa, Chordata, Aves, Passeriformes, Passeridae. The coding region runs from base 516 to 2099 and encodes 527 amino acids. The record is from RefSeq and is a predicted model, not a curated record.